AUGGGGGACGCAAAGCAUGAGCAGCCGUCGACGCCCUACGCGGCCAUGUUCGAGGGGUUUCGCAAGGAUUUAGAUGAACAUUACGAUCGGCGAGAGCGGGUCGUCAAAGCAUCUCGAGACAUUACUGCAGCCAGUAAGAAGAUUAUCUUCACUUUACAGAGGCUCCGGAACAUCGGCCAACCACUGCCCCCAUUUACUGUGAAAGGCAAUGCUCAGUAUUGGGGUACUAUCGCAGAACGAUACAAGGCUAUCUCUGCUGAUCUGCAGGGGCUAAAUGCAUAUCGCUACAAUAUGCAGAUCACCCAUGGGAACCAGGAGUUCAUGGAGGCGAUUUGCUUCCAGCACUAUAUUGAAACGCAAACACUGAUAUCAUACAACGAAGCCAAAAUGCGGGUUGCAGCUAUGAGUGGGGAGGCAGGUGUAGUUCAGCUUACCGUAGAGGACUAUAUCCUUGGAAUCUACGACAUGACCGGCGAGGUGAUGAAGUUCUCCAUCACCUCCAUGGCCACCAACGGCAAACUUCCAGCAGGAAAGCCAAAGAAGGGUCCCCAACCAAGCCAGGAGCCACCCAGUGAUCAGCCAGCAGACAAGAUGGAUAUCGACAGGGGAGUGACUGCACAGAGUGAGGAGCAGCAGCCGAGAAAUGUUCUUUCAGACCUGAGGGAACUCCGACUCCGGCUGGAGAUGCUUGAGCCGCCACGGACGUCGAAAUUUAGAAAUGAAGCAGAGAAGAAGGCAACUGUCAUGCGCGAAAGUGUCGAGAAGGUGGAGAAGGCACUGUACAAUCUUACCGUACGAGGGAGCGAGCGGCCGAAGGGCUGGGUGCCGGGGGUGAGGGAAGAGAGAAGGCCGGAGGUGGAGAGCUACUAA
Messenger RNA from Lindgomyces ingoldianus, 870 nucleotides. RefSeq names its product Translin. Gene Ontology annotation, molecular function: sequence-specific DNA binding; RNA endonuclease activity; RNA binding. Lineage: Eukaryota; Fungi; Ascomycota; Dothideomycetes; Pleosporales; Lindgomycetaceae. Gene Ontology annotation, cellular component: cytoplasm; nucleus. The transcript has 3 exons. The record is from RefSeq and is a predicted model, not a curated record. The coding region runs from base 1 to 870 and encodes 289 amino acids.